Molecule: messenger RNA, 2642 nt
Organism: Octodon degus (degu)
Lineage: Eukaryota; Metazoa; Chordata; Mammalia; Rodentia; Octodontidae
Gene: Wdr75
Product: WD repeat domain 75
Exons: 21
Coding region: 21-2525 (834 amino acids)
Biological process (GO): positive regulation of rRNA processing; positive regulation of transcription by RNA polymerase I
Cellular component (GO): nucleolus
Molecular function (GO): RNA binding; protein binding
Source: RefSeq, a predicted model, not a curated record
GUAGACGCUACCACGUGAAGAUGGAGGUGGAGGUGGAAGAGGAGCAGGAACGCGUACGCGUGGUUCAUUGCGGCGGCAGCGAGUUAAACUUUCGGAGAGCCGUGUUUUCCACAGAUUCCAAGUAUAUCUUUUGUGUGUCUGGAGACUUUGUGAAAGUUUAUAGCACAACUACAGAAGAGUGUGUGCACAUUCUUCAGGGACACACAGACCUGGUGACUGGAGUCCAGCUCAACCCUAGCAACCAUCUGCAGCUGUAUUCUUGCUCCUUUGAUGGCACAAUUAAAUUGUGGGACUACCUAGAUGGCAUUUUGAUAAAGACUUUCCUCGUUGGACCUAAACUUUAUGCCCUCUUUACUGUCACCCAUGCUGAGGAUUCUGUCUUUGUUAUAACGGACAAACAACCAGAUGCUUUUCAGCUGGUGUCCGUGAAACUGCCCAAGUCCCCAAGCCAGGAAGUAGAAGCAAAGGAGCUGUCCUUCGUUUUGGACUACAUAAACCAGUCCCCCAAGUGCCUUGCCUUUGGACGUGAGGGAGAAUAUGUUGCUGCAGUCCGGGACUUUUACUUGACAGUUUAUUUUUUCAAAAAGAAAACAACUUCAAGGUAUACUUUAUCAUCAUCAAGAAAUAAGAAACAUGCCAGGAACAGUUUUACAUGUGUGGCCUGCCACCCAAAAGAAGACUGCAUCGCCUCUGGUCACAUGGAUGGCAAGAUCCGUCUCUGGAGGAAUUUUGAUGAUGACAAGAAAUACACGUACACAUGUUUGCACUGGCACCAUGAUAUGGUUAUGGAUUUGGCCUUUUCUGUGACGGGUACCAGCCUGCUGAGCGGCGGGCGGGAGUGCGUGCUAGUGGAGUGGCGUGAGGUGGCCGAGAAGAACAAGGAGUUUCUCCCACGGUUGGGAGCUACCAUCGAGUACAUCUCUGUCUCCCCUGCCGGAGACUUGUUCUGCACUUCUCACUCCGACAACAAGAUAAUGGUUAUUCACCGAAACCUUGACACAUUGGCAGUAAUUCAAGGCCUGGUGAAAGAUAGAAGUAUCUUGACUGGCUUGAUGAUUGAUCCAAGAACUAAAGCUUUAGUUUUAAAUGGAAAACCUGGUCACCUGCAGUUUUACUCCCUCCAGAGUGAUAAGCAGUUAUACAAUUUAGAUAUUGUGCAGCAAGAAUAUAUCAAUGAUUCCGGCUUAUUCCAAAUUGAGCUGACAAAGGCUGCGUUUGGCUGUUUUGGUAACUGGCUGGCAACGGUGGAACAACGGCAAGAAAAGGAAUCUGAGCUUGAAUUGCAGAUGAAACUGUGGAAAUACAAUAAGAAAACACAAGGGUUUGUCCUUAACACAAAGAUUAGCAUGCCACAUGACGACCAGAUCACAGCUCUGUGUUUCUGUAAUGCGGAAAGAUGUGAAACUCUCACCUUGGUUACAGCUAGCAAAGAUGGUCACUUCAAAGUGUGGAUAUUGACAGAUGAUUCCGAUAUAUACAAAAAAGCUGUCGGCUGGACCUGUGACUUUGUCGGUAGCUAUCACAAGUAUCAGGCAACUGACUGCUGUUUCUCUGAAGAUGGCUCUUUACUAGUAGUUAGUUUUGAAGAAAUAAUUACCAUAUGGGAUUCAGAAACGUGGGAACUGAAAUGUACAUUUUGCCAUCGAGCUGGGAAGAUAAGGCACCUUUGCUUCGGGAGAUUGGCGUGCUCCAGGUACCUUCUGAGUGCCACGGAGAAAGGGAUUGUGUGCUGUUGGAACCUGCUCACUUGUGUCCUGGAGUGGAGUGCAAAGUUAAGUGUUAGAGUCAUGGAACCGGACCCACUCUCAGAGUACAUCGCCGCAGUCUCUCAGUCUUCCGAGGGUUCUGAUUUGUUUGUAUUUAAACCUAGUGAGCCAAGGCCAUUGUAUAUUCAGAAGAAUAUCUCUAGAGAAGAAGUCCAGUGGGGAGUGUUUGUUCCCCGAGACGUCCCCGAAUCAUUCACCUCUGAAGCUUACCAGUGGCUAAACAGAUCCCAGUUCUACUUCCUAACAAAAUCACAGAGCUUACUGACCUUCAGUACAAAGUCUCCAGAAGAGAAGCUCACACCAACAAGCAGACAGCUGCUAGCAGAAGAAAGCCUUCCUACAACCCCAUUCUACUUCAUACUGGGAAAGCACAGGCAACAACAGGAUAAAAAGCUCAGUGAAACUUUAGAGAAUGAACUGGUGCAUCUCCCUUUAACAGAGAACAUACCUGCAAUUAAUGAGCUGCUCCACACCCCGGCGCAUGUGCUGCCCUCCACAUCUUUCCUCUGCUCCAUGUUUGUAAAUUCAUUGUUGCUGUCUCAGGACACCAAAAGUGCUGUGGAAAUUCCUGACGAUGUAGAUAUAGAAGAAGAAAAAGAAAGUGAUGAGUCAGAUGAAGAAAGUAAUCCUACUGAACAUGUCCAGGGUACAAAUAACACAGACUUGGGAGAAGAUACUCUGUAUCAGUUGGCAAAAUCUGAAGAAAGAGAACUGCGGAAGUUCAGGAAAGUGGACUACAGCUGGUUUACUGCUCCUUAGGCCUGCGAGGGAGGACAGCCUAUGGGGUUGUGCACAUUCUAUUUUUGAUUGUUGAUACUCAAAAAAUAUAUUUUUAAUAUUAUUUUGUUCUUAAAAUAUUAAAUGUUGACCACUAGC